Cavia porcellus (domestic guinea pig) is the source of this 964-nucleotide messenger RNA. RefSeq names its product serine protease 37 (gene Prss37). Lineage: Eukaryota; Metazoa; Chordata; Mammalia; Rodentia; Caviidae. Gene Ontology annotation, molecular function: serine-type endopeptidase activity. The record is from RefSeq and is a predicted model, not a curated record. Gene Ontology annotation, biological process: proteolysis; positive regulation of acrosome reaction. The coding region runs from base 145 to 858 and encodes 237 amino acids. The transcript has 6 exons. Gene Ontology annotation, cellular component: acrosomal vesicle.
AUAAGUGAGUGAGUGUUAGGGGAGCCCAGGUAAAAACCAGGACACUGUCUUCCUGUGCUAAGACAUUCCCUGAGGAGACGACUGAGCUGAGGACUCCAUACACUUCUGGUCUUCUGCACCUCACAUGAAAAGAGCUGGACCACUAUGAGACUUAUUUUCUAUUUGAGUAUCCUUGCUGGGACAUCUUUCUUUGCUCACUCAUCUGAGCAGAAAGAAGACCCUGCUCCCUAUUUGGCAUACCUCAAGUCUCACUUCAACCCCUGUGUGGGUGUCCUCAUCAAAACCAGCUGGGUGCUGGCCCCAGCUCACUGCUACUUACCAAAUCUGAAAGUGAUGCUGGGAAAUUUCAAGAGCAGAGUCAGAGAUGGAACAGAGCAGACAAUUAACCCCAUCCAGAUCAUUCGCUACUGGAAGUAUAAUGACAGUGACCCACAGGAUGACAUCAUGCUCAUUAAACUGGAUAGACCAGCCAUACUCAACCGCAAAGUCCAGCUCCUUCCCCCUGCUACAAGGAAUGUCUCGCCAGGCACCAUCUGUACACUCUCAGGUUUAGACUGGAGCCAGAAAAACUCCGGCAGACAUCCUGACUUACGGCAGAAUUUGCAGGGCCCAGUGAUGACUGAUAAAGAGUGCCAGGAAACUGAACAAGGAAGGAACCACAGGAACUCUUUCUGUGUUAAAUUUGUGAAAGUAUUCAACCGAAUCUUUGGGGAGGUGGCUGUUGCUGCUGUCAUCUGCAAUAAAAAGCUCCAGGGGAUAGAGGUUGGACGCUUCAUGGGAGGGGAUGUUGGCAUUUACACCAAUGUUUACAAAUACAUAUCCUGGAUAGAGGAUGUCACUAAGGACAAGAAAAAAUAAUACCCUGCAUCUCCUUGUACAUCCUACUGUGUAUCGCUGACUAUACAGGCCUACAGUCUCUCUAAGACUGAAAUAAAACCUCCAGAGAGAUACUCUGGGAUGUAGC